AUGAAGUUCCUCUGUCUCCCCGGCGCCUAUGGCAGCGCACAGAAUUUCAAAGUCCAGCUCGGGCCCUUCGCUGCCGAAUGCGAGAAGACCGGCGUGGUCGAUUUCACAUGGACCCAAGGCACAGUCCCGGCGAAGCCGCCUCCAGGCUUCGAGGACUACUUUGGUCCUGGUCCACUGUACCGCUUCGUGGAAUUCGACGGUAUGGAGGGCUUUGAAGACAUCCUCGACAAGAUCCGCGAUUUCCCUGAGGGCAUCUCGGCCGAAGAUACCAUGCGCCGCCUCUUCGACCAGGGCCCAGCUAACGGCAACGGCUUGAACUUGCGGAAAUGCCUCAACCACCUGUUUGACGUGAUUGAUGCGGACCCGGAGAUCGAAGGCAUUCUCGGCUAUUCCGAAGGAGCAACGACUGCGGCCAGUCUUGUGCUGGAGGAGCGUCGGCGGUUCGAGGAAUACGGAAUCCCUCGCCGUAUCAAGGCCGCUAUAUUCCUGGCUGGCUGGCCUCCGCUGAAGCUGGAAAACAACGGCGAAGUGCACGCCUUGUUGGCCGAUGAGUGCGACGAUGUCAUUGACAUUCCGACCUGCCACAUCGUCGGCUGCUACGACCCGUACAUUCACGGAGCAAUGGCAUUGUUCAAUCUCUGCGACGAAGAUACGGCUGAGCUCUUUGACCACGGCAAAGGCCACACGGUGCCGAGGGACGCUGCCACCUUGCGAGAGCUUGGCGAGGCAAUUAUGAGAUUGACAGCAAAGGUGGAUAACUAG
Lasiodiplodia theobromae is the source of this 762-nucleotide messenger RNA. RefSeq lists its product as uncharacterized. Gene Ontology annotation, cellular component: nucleus; cytoplasm. The transcript has 4 exons. The coding region runs from base 1 to 762 and encodes 253 amino acids. Lineage: Eukaryota; Fungi; Ascomycota; Dothideomycetes; Botryosphaeriales; Botryosphaeriaceae. The record is from RefSeq and is a predicted model, not a curated record.